AUGGAAUGCAAAAGUGCCUGGGUGGAGGAAUUGCCCUACAUCUUGUGGACCUACAGGACUACCCCAAGGAAGGCCACAGGUGAAACUCCUUUCUCGCUCACAUAUGGAUUUGAAGCAAGGGCUCCAGCAGAGACCUCAUUGUUGAGCUAUAGAGUGGAGACGUUUGAUGCACAAGAGAAUGAGGAGAACUUGAGGGUAGAACUGCACCUCGUUGAUGAGCGAAGGGAAAGGGCAUACAUGCGAGCAGAAAAUUACCGCCGACAGGUCAAGUCAUAUCACGACCAGCGGGUACGACCAAGGAAGUUCUAGGUGGGCGACUGGGUUCUUCGGAAAAGGGAAGUCAGCCGACCGACCGAUGGAGGGAAGUUUGCUAAAAGCUUCGAGGGACCAUACAUCAUAAAGGAGGUGUUGGCUG
This is a messenger RNA of Cuscuta campestris, 415 nucleotides long. Lineage: Eukaryota; Viridiplantae; Streptophyta; Magnoliopsida; Solanales; Convolvulaceae. The record is from the annotation of a GenBank genome assembly.